AUGUCUUCGGAAUUCCCGUUAUUCAGACUCCCAUUGAUAGUACUAAAUCAUGGGCUUAAAUUGAUGACUCCAUUCGAAAUAUUAUCUCUGUCAUUAUGCAGUAAACGGUGUAAAACAGUCUGUCAGUCACUUCGAAACCAACUGAAAUGUAAAGAGAAAGCAGUGAAAUUUCAAUUGAAAUUUUCAAAAAAGAGAGAAAUACAAUUGGAAUUCAAUUAUUAUCCAAAUACUCGAUGGAUUUUAUCAAUUUUCCAAAUCAGUGGAAAGGAGGAGAUUGGGUUCUCAAGGAAUGAUUUGUUUAUAACUAAUUGGAUUCCAACUGAAGAAGAUACUCCUCAGGAACAAUUCAGAGAAAACAACUCAAUGGUGAAUCAAUAUCUGAAAGUGUACAUAUCCAAUGACUAUGAUAUAUUUAUCUUGAGAAAGUACAUCAAUCAUCUAUCCUAUAUUUUCAAUAUAACACUGACUGAUCUGGAACUCCAUUUCCAAGACUUUACACGAGAUGAAAACGAAAUAAUAAUCGAUUCAUAUUGUGGAAAUAGAAGAGACACGAAUUGUGUGAAAUCAUUGACAUUGAUUGGAGAAUCAGAAAACACUCCAGAAGAUGAUGAAGUACUGUAUCACAUUCUGAGUCGACAAGUGGCGGAAUGCCAAUUGACACUCGACAUCAAACCAACUUCCAAGUUCUUUUUCUAUGGAGACCGAUUCCGGUACAGUACUGACCGAUUGAUCAUUCGAAAUUCCGACUGGCUCACUUGUGGUGAACUUAGGCGCUUCGAUUCGUUUGCUAUUUGGAUAUACAAUUCAAAAAUACAUCCAUUUAAUAUAGAGUUCAUGAUUGAAAGAUGGUAUUCUGGAUGGACACCAAAAUGGACUCUUGCAAUGAUAGAGCUCAUAUUCAUGAAUAUAGACUUUUGGAUGAACAGAAUUAGAGAAGGAAUCCCAGCUGGAGUAAUGGCAGUCAGAUCUGAAGAAACAGUUGAGGGUCCAGAUGGUCUAUCACACAGAAUCAAAUAUUUUAUUCAACGCAACGAUGGAACAAUUGGAGAGUUUCUCGUGGAAAACAAUAAAUAUCUAUAUAUCAAAGCCAAAAGAAACACUGAUAUUUCACUCUCCACAUUCAUCUCGAUGACCAAAGAAAUGAUCUGA
Molecule: messenger RNA, 1149 nt
Organism: Caenorhabditis remanei
Lineage: Eukaryota; Metazoa; Nematoda; Chromadorea; Rhabditida; Rhabditidae
Exons: 4
Coding region: 1-1149 (382 amino acids)
Biological process (GO): embryo development
Source: RefSeq, a predicted model, not a curated record